Messenger RNA from Paramecium octaurelia, 965 nucleotides. The record is from the annotation of a GenBank genome assembly. Lineage: Eukaryota; Ciliophora; Oligohymenophorea; Peniculida; Parameciidae.
AUGGCAUACGGCAGAACCGAAGAAGUACUUAUAAUUUAAGAGCGAAUAUCAGAUGCAGAAUCAGUAAGGAGUUAAAAGCUUUUCCGAAAAAUGAAAGUGGAUCCCCAAGGAGGGAUUGUGAUUAAAUAGAAAAAGUUGUUUUAGAAAAGGAACUAAUUGAGAUAGGAGGGAUUGAAAUUAUCUUUAAUUGGAUUAGCUAUGCUCGAGAAAAGGAAGGCAAGGAUAUUGUUUUGCCUCCAGAGAAUGUCUUUCCUAAAGGUCUAAGAAGUUUUUGGAAGAGUAUGGAUGCAGUAACUACCUCAAACUCUUAUUAAUUUGAAUUGGAAAUUUCUUGAGAAAUCUAAAGUAAUAACAGUAGUAAAAUACCUUAGAAAGGUCUCUUCGUUAACGGUACUAAGAAAGAUUUAAUAAGAAAAUAAAUCUUUUCUGAAUUGAUUAACGAUAGUCUAGAGGAACUUGAAGUAGAAGCCAGGGGUUUACUCUCCUUGAUUUAGUUGUCAUACAUUGGAUCAGACAUUGAAAUUUCUUUANUUAAAAUGAAGAAAGUAGGAUUGAAGGUUGGCAUCAAUGGUUACUGGGCAAAACUUUUCAAUUAUUAGUUCCCCACUUAAUAGAGUACCGGAUAACAAAAUCAGGAAAUGAGAUUCUUAAAUUGGAAAUUUUUUUCGAAAUUAUAAGAUUUUAUCAGAAUGAUCAAUCAAAAUUCAAAAUUAAGGUUUGAAAAUGUCAUAACAACCAUAUAAGCAAGAAUAGUGAUACACAAAUUUAACUCAUUCCUAGUUAAUAGUUAUUGGAUUAGAGACCACAAAAAGACCUUCCAUAUAAUGGAAAAUGACAUAGGAAUUUGGCAUCAUGUUCUUUUACAUAGAUAUUAUAUUUAAAACAAUUAAUAUAAAGUUUAAGAACUAUUCAUUUCUGUAGAAAAUUAUGAAAAACAAUUAAUUUAAUCAAAAACGUAAUAUUGA